AUGGCCCAAGGAUCCUUCUCGAAACUCGCAGGUGUCACAGCGCUUCUCUUCGACGUCUUCGGCACCGUCGUCGAUUGGCGCACUUCUGUCACCGAUGAGCUGAACCUACGCGCCUUUCGGAAGCUCUCCUCUGACCUGUCGCCCGAGCUGAAAUCGAGGCUCACCGCCCUCACCGAGGCGGACUGGGGCCGUUUCGCAGAGCAGUGGAGGAAAUCGUACGGUAGCUUCACCGGCAGCUUCAACGCCUCCACGGACGCAUGGAAGACGGUCGACCAGCAUCACCGCGACAGCCUCGAGGAGCUCCUGGCCGCCUGGGGGCUCGAGGGGCUCUACACGUCCUCUGAGCUCGACUCUCUCAGCCUGGUGUGGCAUCGGCUGGCGCCCUGGCCUGACUCCCCCGAUGGUCUUGCCAAGCUGGGCGAGAAGUACACGACGUCCACCCUGUCGAACGGGAACCUGGCUCUGCUACAGGACCUCAACGACUUCGGCUCACUGGGGUUCCAUAAACUCCUCUCCGCGGAGACAUUCAAGGCCUACAAGCCCGCCCCGGCCACCUAUCUUGGAGGCGUCCGGGAGCUGGGUCGCGAACCACAUGAGGUUGCCAUGGUGGCGGCACACAUUGGCGAUCUGCUUGCGGCAAGGGAGUGCGGGCUUAGGACUGUGUAUAUCGACCGGCCGCGAGAAGAGGCAUCUCCGCAGGAUGAGAAGGACAAGCUCGCGGCCAAGGAUCUGAUAGAUGUGUGGGUGACGGUUGAGGAGGAAGGGCUUCUCGCUCUGGCCAAUAAGAUUAUUGCGUCAUGA
Messenger RNA from Clonostachys rhizophaga, 801 nucleotides. NCBI's taxonomy places the organism in Eukaryota, Fungi, Ascomycota, Sordariomycetes, Hypocreales, Bionectriaceae. The record is from the annotation of a GenBank genome assembly.